Hyaena hyaena (striped hyena) is the source of this 951-nucleotide messenger RNA. RefSeq names its product small integral membrane protein 5 (gene SMIM5). The record is from RefSeq and is a predicted model, not a curated record. Bases 286 to 522 code for a protein of 78 amino acids. The transcript is spliced from 3 exons. Lineage: Eukaryota; Metazoa; Chordata; Mammalia; Carnivora; Hyaenidae.
GACGACCAACAACAGAAAAGCGGAGGCCGAGACAGCAGCUGGCUGUCAGCAGCCAGGAGCUCCUCUGGCUCUGAGGAAGGCGCCCAGCAGUGGGGCAGGAAAGAGGCAUCCGAGAAGGAAGGAAGAGGUGGUGGCCGGGCGAGGCCGGGCGAGGGAGGCUGCCGGGCUCCCCAGCAUCCGCAGUUGCCCCUCAACCCGACACCUGAGUUCCCAGGUGGGUGGGGACUCCCGGCCUGUCUCUGCUCAGUGAGGCCUGGCAGGAGCCCGGCAGGAGCCCGAUGCACCAUGGCAGCCGCCAGCUUCGUGCAGGAGAUGCGCUCCAUGGGCGAGAAGCUGCUGCACAAGCUGCAGAAGCUGCCCCAGGCCGAGCCUGUGGAGAUUGCGGCCUUCUCCGUCAUCCUCCUUUUUACAGCCACCGUGCUGCUGUUGCUGCUGAUUGCCUGCUGCUGCUGCUGCAGGGACUGCUGCUGCCCUGAGCGCAGAGGCAGGAAGGUCCAAGUGCGGCCCAUGAGCCCCCCGUGAGGGGCAGAGACGAGAAGGAGAAGCUGGAGAGGAGGCUGUCAAAGCCAUGAUCCCACGUGCUGGCCUGGCCCCAGCCCUGGCCCUGCCCAGGAACCCGACACCUGCAGCCUUAUUAAGGAAACAAGGGCUUGGUACGGCUACCAACUCUCACCUGCCAGUGACUACCGGGUGCCGAGGAGGAGUCAGCUGCUUAAAACCCGGGGAUUCUUUCCCAACCUGCACUUUCUAACAAAACACACAAGUGGGGGCCCCAUACUUGGAGGGAGAACAGCCUGCAGUGGUGGGGAGCCGGCCCAGAGGAGCAGGCCAAACAGAGGGGCUCUGUGCAACAGCUGCUGGACCCCGAGCUUCCCACCAGAGGGGAGCACGUCAGUAUUCUAUUCUGCUAUUUGCCCAUUUCUGUCUCAGUAAAAGCUUUCUGGUUAUGUG